Molecule: messenger RNA, 1897 nt
Organism: Entamoeba nuttalli P19
Lineage: Eukaryota; Evosea; Mastigamoebida; Endamoebidae
Product: alkyl sulfatase, putative
Exons: 1
Coding region: 26-1897 (623 amino acids)
Biological process (GO): dodecyl sulfate metabolic process
Molecular function (GO): linear primary-alkylsulfatase activity; protein dimerization activity
Source: RefSeq, a predicted model, not a curated record
UAAAAAAGAUUAUACUGAACUUUAUAUGUUCAAUAAAGACAUGGCUAGUAAAUUUGUGAUAGAAAAGAAUAGAGAAUUUCUGAAAGAGUAUGACAUUUGUUCAGAAACUGAUUACCAUGAUGCUAUGAGAGGAUUUUAUGCUUCUUUAGAUGGUCAAAAGAACAAUUUAAAAUUUGAUGAUCUAAUCAAGUCUAGAAAAACAAUGAGUCAGAUAAUUUCAGAAUGUCCACCUACAGAUAAUCCAUCUUACUAUAAGAGAGCUAAUAUUGAAAAUUUGGAGGGAGUAUUUGAAAUUGUUCCAAAGAAGAUUUACCAAGUCAGAGCAUUUACUCUAGAUUUAGCUAAUUUUACAGUUGUAAGAGGAAAGAAUGGAUGGAUUGUUAUUGAUUGUAUGUCAACUAUCUCAGCUUGUAAAAAAGCUUUUGAAUUGAUUCAAAAUACUGUUGAAAAUCUUCCAGUAUCAGCUAUUAUCAUUACUCAUUCCCAUGGAGAUCAUUUUGGUGGAUAUUCUGGUGUUGGAAAUGAUGAAACUCCAUUAUAUGUUCCAGAUACUUUCUUUGAUAUGAUAUUUGAUGAAAGUGUUAUGGCUGGUGGAGCUAUGAAAAGAAGAGGAGAAUUUAUGUAUGGGUCAAGACUUAGAAAUUCAUGCACAAAAGUUACUGGUAAUUCAUUAGACCGAACAUCAAUAAAUGUCAGUAUUCCUUACUCAAAACACACUACAAUUAUUAAAGAGAAUUGUACCAUUGAUAUUGAUGGAAUAAAGUUCGAUUUCAUUCUAACUCUUAACACAGAAGCACCAGCAGAUAUGAUGAUGUAUCUCCCAGAUUUUAAUGCUUUAAGUGCAGCAGAUAAUAUGAUUCAAGCAAUGCACAAUUUAUUAACUCCAAGAGGUGCUAAGGUUAGAAGUGGGAAAUUAUGGAGUCAAUGUAUUGAUGAUGUGAUUGUUAAAUAUGGAAAAGACGUCCAAAUUCAUUUUGGUGGACAUCAUUGGGCAUUGUAUGGAAAUGAAAAGAUUAUUCAUUUUUGGAAAACAAAAAGAGACUUGUAUAAGUACAUCCACGAUCAAACAUUACGUUAUGCUAAUUGUGGAUAUACACCAAAUGAAAUAGCAGAGUUUGUCAACUUACCUAAAAGUCUUUCUAAGGAAUUUUGUUGUAGAAAUCUUUAUGGUACAUUGAAUUUUAAUAUUAAGUCACAAUAUCAAUUAUAUCUUGGAUGGUAUGAUGGUAAUCCUGCACAUUUAAAUGAACUUCCUCCAAAAGAAAUAGCAAGAAAGUAUAUAAAAGCAUUUGGUGGAGAAGAAAAUACUUUAAAUAUUGGAAAGGAAGCAUUUAAUAAUGGGGAUUAUAGGUGGGCUGUAACAAUAUUAAAUCAUUUGAUAUUUUCAAAUCCAAAGAAUGAAGAAGCAAGAGAAUUAUUAGCCAAAACAUAUGACCAAUUAAGUUAUACACAAGAAUGUCUUGUUUGGAAAUAUAGUUAUGCAACAGCUGCUUUAGAAUUGAGAGAACAUCAACCUAUGGAAAUAUUAAGUAAUUGUCCUUUUUAUCAAUCACUUCCAUUACAGGCUUUUUGUAAUCUUCUUUCAGUUUCUGUUAAUCCACAGAUAAUUGAUGGAAUAGACACAUCAAUUAAUAUUAAUAUUUUUGAUACUAAUGAAAGUGUAGUAUUAGUUAUUAGUAAUUGUGUACUUCAUACAAGAUUAUCCUCAUCUGAUGCAUCUGGUUUUCUAAAAACAAAACAUGAAUUUCUUAUUAAAUUAUUUACAAAAGAAGUUACAUUAAAUCAAUUAAUUAAAGAAAAUAAAGUGGAAACAGAUUCUAUUGAUUUAUUAAAUACACUAGUUGAUUCUAUUUCCUUAGAAAAUACGAAAUUUUUCAUUGUAGAACCAAAAAUUUAA